This is a messenger RNA of Anisakis simplex (herring worm), 357 nucleotides long. The record is from the annotation of a GenBank genome assembly. NCBI's taxonomy places the organism in Eukaryota, Metazoa, Nematoda, Chromadorea, Rhabditida, Anisakidae.
AUGGACUAUUCGUUGACAGCUAAUCGCAAGCGUCCGACAACAGUGCUAAUCGGAUCGUCACAUAGUAGAGCAGCAGUGUCGAGUGUGUUGUGCACACCAUCGUCACAUCAAUCGUUAGUGCGUUCCAGUCCAGUCUAUUCGACGACUUCAAUGCUUUCGUCAUCGUACUCUUCAAUACCGUCCAUAUCAACGUCAACAACCACUUCAUCCUCCCAUCGUCCUCAAGCUAUUGUCUCACCGAUGACUUCGGUUAAUUCAUCAAAUGUCAACAGCUCGGCAAUAGUUCAAUCUUCUGCAAGCAAAGAAACACUACUGGAAGGCAAUGAAUUCAUGAAGACUGAUGACGAUCAUGAUGAG